Molecule: messenger RNA, 2388 nt
Organism: Periophthalmus magnuspinnatus
Lineage: Eukaryota; Metazoa; Chordata; Actinopteri; Gobiiformes; Gobiidae
Product: vacuolar protein sorting-associated protein 52 homolog
Exons: 20
Coding region: 15-2174 (719 amino acids)
Biological process (GO): retrograde transport, endosome to Golgi; Golgi to vacuole transport; endocytic recycling
Cellular component (GO): GARP complex
Molecular function (GO): syntaxin binding
Source: RefSeq, a predicted model, not a curated record
UUGUUUCCGGCGCGAUGGCGGAGCUCACAGCUGCUCUGGACCUGAACCCGACCCUGAACCCGGCCGACCCCGCGCUGGCAGACCUGCAGGACGAGAAGGCAGAGGUGGAUGUUACGAACUUGCAUUUGGGAGAACUGGAUCUCACCACAGAUGAGUUUAUCCUGGACGAGGUGGACGUUCAUAUUCAAGCCAAUCUUGAGGACGACCUGGUGAAAGAGGCACUUAAAACGGGCGUGGAUCUGAGACAGUACUCCAAACAGGUGGAGGCGGAGCUGCAGAGGAUCGAGCAGGCCUCCAUCAAAGACUAUAUUAAAGAGAGUCAGAACAUUGCUUCUCUCCACAACCAGAUCACCGCCUGUGACUCCAUCCUAGAGAGGAUGGAGGGCAUGCUGAGUGGCUUCCAGACUGACCUGUCGUCCAUCAGCAGUGAGAUCCAGAGUCUCCAGCAGCAGUCUGUUAGCAUGAACGUGCGGCUGAAGAACAGGCAGGCGGUGCGCAGCCACCUCAGUCAGCUGGUGGAUGAGCUGGUGGUGCCCGGAGCCAUGAUCAGCACGAUCCUGGACAGUCCGGUCACGGAGCAGGAGUUUUUAGAACAACUCCACGAACUCAACAACAAGAUCAACUUUGCCAAAGAGCUGAGCUUCAGAGAGACUCUGGCCUGUUCUGACAUCCAGGACAUCGUGGACCGGCUCAAACUCAAGGCUGUCUCUAAGAUCAGAGAGUUUAUUCUACAGAAGAUUUAUGCCUUCAGGAAGCCUAUGACCAACUAUCAGAUUCCACAGAACACGUUACUCAAAUACAGAUUUUUCUACCAGUUUCUUUUGGCCAAUGAGAGAACAGUGGCUAAAGAGAUCAGAGACGAGUAUGUGGACACCAUGAGUAAAAUCUACUUCAGCUACUUCAAGUCCUACAGCAGCAGACUGCUCAAAGUACAGUACGAAGAAGUGGCAGACAAGGAUGACCUGAUGGGAGUGGAGGACACAGCAAAGAAAGGUUUCUUCUCCAAACCUUCUCUCAAGAGCAGAAACACCAUCUUCACUUUGGGCCAGAGGGGGGCGAUACUGAGCCCCGCAGAGCUGGAGGGGCCCAUCCUCGUCCCACACACGGCCCAGAGAGGAGACUGCCGGUAUCCUUACGAGACGCUGUUCCGGAGUCAGCACUUCGCUCUCCUGGACAAUGGCUGCCGUGAAUUCCUGUUUCUCUGUGAUUUCUUCAUGGUCACUGGAAACUCCGCCCUCGACCUGUUCAACUGCAUCAUGGGAAAAACACUGGCCAUGUUCCUGAAAAGCAUGUCCACGUAUGUGUCUGACUGCUAUGACAGCAUCGCCAUCUUCCUCUGUAUCCACAUCAUUCUGCGCUUCAGAGCCAUCACUGCCAAGAGGAACAUUCCUGCCCUGGACAAGUACUGGGAGGCUGUGCUGGAGCUGCUUUGGCCUCGCUUUGAGCUCAUUCUGGAGAUGAACAUUCACAGCAUCAGAAGUACAGACCCUCAGAGACUGGGGCUCCUGGACACACGGCCGCACUAUAUUACACGUCGUUAUGCUGAGUUCUCCUCUGCCAUCGUCAGCAUCAACCAGACCUUCCCCAACGAGAGGACGAUCGCCCUGCUGGGACAGCUUCAGGUGGAGGUGGAGAACUUUGUGCUGAAAAUGGCUGCAGAGUUUCCCUCAAGACGAGACCAGCUCAUUUUCCUCAUCAACAAUUAUGACAUGAUGCUCAGUGUGCUAAUGGAGAGGGCAGCAGACGACAGCAAAGAGGUGGAGGGCUUUCAGCAGCUGCUUUUGGCCAGAACACAGGAGUUCAUUGAGGAGAUCCUGUCGGCUCCAUUCGGGGGGAUGAUCUCUUUUGUGAAGGAGGCCGAGGUGCUGAUGGAGAAAGGGCAGCUGGACCGACUCAAGAAUGAUGAGGCCCGGAUCACCCAGCUGGUGCGGGGGUUCUCCUCCACCUGGAAACAGUCGGUGGAGGCCAUGAGUCAGGAGGUCAUGAGGUCCUUUACCAACUUCAAGAAUGGCACCAGCAUCAUCCAGGGUGCUCUGACCCAGCUGAUCCAGUACUACCACGGCUUCCAUAAGAUCCUGAACCAGCCCACUUUCAGAGCUUUGACCGUCCGCUCCGAACUCAUCAACCUGCACCACCUCAUGGUCGAGGUCAAGAAGCACAAGCCCAACUUCUGAGCUGAGCCAAAGGAACGCUGGAGACGGAGAAAAGACGGAGAAGAGAUGGAGAGGAGAGGCGCAAGAAAAAAAAUCUUCUAUGGCGGACAAUAAAGGAUUAUCUUAACCUUAAACCAGGGCCCGGCCUAAAACUAAACCAAACUGGGGAGAGAGAGAAUGAGGCGGAAAGAGAAAGAGACUUAAAGAUGCAUUCUGUCACUUUUCUGGUGGGGAU